Microplitis demolitor is the source of this 7668-nucleotide messenger RNA. It is a transcript of the gene alpha-Man-IIb, whose product is annotated as alpha-mannosidase 2. Gene Ontology annotation, cellular component: Golgi membrane. The record is from RefSeq and is a predicted model, not a curated record. The coding region runs from base 2141 to 5452 and encodes 1103 amino acids. The transcript is spliced from 8 exons. Gene Ontology annotation, biological process: N-glycan processing; mannose metabolic process; protein deglycosylation. Gene Ontology annotation, molecular function: alpha-mannosidase activity; carbohydrate binding. Lineage: Eukaryota; Metazoa; Arthropoda; Insecta; Hymenoptera; Braconidae.
UGGGGUCCAUAAGAGAACGUACUCACGGAUGAGCCAGUUCCUUCUUAUAUUUAUAUCUAUAUAAAAAUAUAUAAAUAUAUAUAUAUAUAUAUAUCUCAGAUUAAAUUCCAUUGUACUUAAAUUUAUAUAAUACCUGUUUUAUUUCAUAUAAUAUAAAUAUCUAUUGUCCGUAAGUUUUGUCACAGCUAAAGUUGAAUGAUUUUAAAGCCUCUGUUCUCAGAACUCAAUACUUGGUACAGUAAUAUAACUUUUGCAACUUGUAUUUUAGAUUUUAUAUUAGCAGUAUAGUCUCUUCUUAACUUAGUAACUUAACCAUACCCUACAACUUUUAAAUACUCACCCCAAGUCUUUAAAAGUUUCGAGUUUAAAUUAAAGCUACCGGUUGUAAACAAUCUUUUAAAUUAUUUGGGUUUCCAACAGAGUAAAUACAGAGUAGAGAGUUUUAAAAAGUAUAUACAUUUAAUAGGAGAUAUAUAUUAAGUAAAAGUAAAAUAGUGAUCAGUGUAACGUGUGUUAAUAGUAUUGAGAUUUAAUAUUGAGUGUGAUACAAAUAUACAAUUAAAAGGUGUAGAGGUAGGAGUAAAAAGUCUCGUGGGUGUGGAUGCGCAUUGGAUGCGGGAUUUGAGUUGUGUAUAAGCCAGCAAGUAACUUCCAACGGAACGGCGCCACUCGUUUCUGUUAUUGACAGCGGGCGCGCCGUCUCAUGCUGUUGCUGUUGUGUGUUAGAGCAGGAGUAGACCGCGAGGACUGAAGAGUAGAGUAGAAUACAGUGGAGUUGAGUUGAGUUGAAUUUAACGGAACUAAACUGAACAGAGUUGAGCCGGUCGAGGCCAACGAGCUACGAGGAUUUCCCUGCAGACGAGCUACGAACUAAACACUAAACCGUAGACUGCAGACAGUAGAGUUGCUUUUGCAUACUCGCGUGCAAGGUUAGGUCCUGGAACCUCAAAUGGUAUUCAUGAGGCUGCAUAAAUAAUUAUUAAUACGUGACGUUCGUGUUUAUUACUGGUGGUGUGUAUGUUAUAUUUUUUUAAAUUAUAUAUGUGUAUAUUUAUACAUUUGGUUAUUAAUUUAGUGUUUGUAUUCGAAGGUAUUUUUGGAUGACUUGUUAAUGGCGGGAAGUUUUUAUUUUUUUGUGGACAUGUGGCUGCUGUUCGACUACUGUCAAGUUCAGGAAAUAAAGAAAAAUUAAUCAAGACAGCAGAAGCAGAAGCAACAUAGGCAGCAGCAGUAGCUAGAGACUUCAUUUACUUUUAGACACUCAGUUUUUCCGUGAAAUUUAAUAACACUAUUGAUACAAUUAACCGGCAAGUGGGUGUGCAAAAAGUAUAAGAAGAAAAUCUUGAUAAAACGAGCGAUUCUUUUCUCGUAAAUCCAGUGGCGUAAAAAGUUGUUUAAAUAAAAAUAAUAAUGAUAAUACUGGAGCAAUUUAAGUGAAAAGAAAAAGGAAGAAAGUGGUGAAGAAAAUAAAAUUAAAAAAAAUAAAAUCUCAUUACACUGUCGGCAUCUUUUCAGUGGAACUUUUCCAGGAAAGACGAAUGCAUCGUUUUUCUUACUCCAGUACUCGGAUUUUUUUAGUUGCCAUCCAAGGACUCAGUAGGCAGAGACGUCGCCGUAGAGUGAAUCGCGAUAAGUAUCCACGACACGUCGCGGUCGCUUCUGACGUCCGUGCAAGACGAAAUUGGUCGUCUACGUAAAACCAUCGGACAGUCUCGAAUUUUUCAUUUUUCACUGCUCUACAAUUUUCCUCCUAUUCUUUUCUGUAUGUACAUAUAUAUAUAAAGUUAUAUAGCUACGUACUUUACUACAGAACGAGAUUUUCUCAGCAAUCUUUUCACAAUAUCCUCUUGUUGGGAAGAUCUACAGUCUCUUGAGCACUAGAAAUCUUGGCGAACUGACCAAGUAAUCUGGCGCAGAUAACAACAUGUGAAUUGUGUAUUUCGAGAUACUAUCAACAUGAAGUCCUGAAACAAGUUGUUGAAAUUCUGAAUGGUUAAAUUCAAAUACGACUUUAAAAAUGCCUUGAUUCGGAAUAAAAUAAAAAUCAAAAACAUUUAAAAUAAAAAAACGGAAGUUUAAAAAGUGAAAACAAUAAUAUUUGUUCUUGUGUUGCUUUGAAAGAAAGUACAAUAAUUCAAAUAUGUACAAACUUUUUCGGCGUGGCUCCGGCCGCAUGUUGAUAUUGUGCGUGGUCAUACUGUCACUGCUGGUGUGUUUGUACUACGUAAGUCAGAUACAGGCGCCGUCAACGGGUCAAGCGCCAGCGCUUCUUGCAGCACCUGUGGGUGUUAGAUACGAGCAACGGUCACCCCUCACUACCCUUGUACCUGACUACAGUGAACAGCCUGACGCGAGAGUUUCAACGUCCAAUUGUCCGCUGACACAGCCUCGAAAUGCUGACAUUGACACCCUCACUGAAUUUGCUAAAUUUGAUUUCCAGCCCUCGUGGAUGAGAAGUCGAGAAUACUGGGAUGACAGUUUUGAAGCACGGUAUGCAGAACUUCGUAAAGACCCGACAAGGCCACCGCUCAAGGUGAUACUGAUGCCACACAGCCACACUGAUCCCGGGUGGCUCAAAACUUUUGAACAAUAUUUUCACAGCUCAACACGUGGUAUUCUCAAUAACAUGGUUACGAAAUUGCAGCAGUGGCCCAACAUGACAUUUAUCUGGAGUGAAGUUUCGUUUUUAUCAUUAUGGUGGGAAAGUGCUCAUCCGACUAAAAAAGCGGUGGUAAAACGUCUCGUGAAGGAGGGUCGCCUCGAAAUGACCACCGGAGGCUGGGUGAUGACGGAUGAGGCCACGUCCCAUAUCUACGCGAUGCUCGACCAGCUUAUAGAAGGUCAUCAAUGGUUGAAAUCUAAUCUCGGAGUAUCGCCGCAGUCGGGCUGGUCAGUGGAUCCAUUUGGACAUGGCGGUGCUUUGCCGUACUUACUGAAAGCCUCGGGUGUAUCUGGUACAAUAAUCCAGCGGAUUCACUACGCGUGGAAGCAGUGGUUUGCCAAGAAACAGUACGGUGACUUUAUCUGGUUACAACCCUGGGAUCAGAUAGGAGCCUACGACAUGUUAACUCACAAUCAGCCCUUCGAUAUUUACAACAUCAAGCACUCAUGUGGUCCCCAUCCUCACGUAUGCUUGAACUUUGACUUUAGGAAGAUCCGUGGUGAGUAUACCGAGUACUCAGUACGUGCUGUUGACAUAACCCCCAAUAAUGUCAAGCAGAUGGCUGAAUUACUGCUCGAACAGUACUCGAGAACUGGUUCACUGUUUUCACAUAACGUCGUUCUAAUGCCACUUGGAGAUGACUUCCGGUACGAUCAUCCUAUCGAGUGGGAUCAGCAGUACACCAAUUACAAAAUUCUCGUUGAUUACAUAAACAGCCGAAAAGAUGAAUACAAUGCAGAAAUUAUUUUCGGUACACCGAAAGACUAUUUCAGAGAAAUUGAAAAACGGAUGCAAAAAUUUCCCACACUCAAGGGAGAUUUUUUCGUCUACUCAGACAUUUUCAGUGAGGGUCGACCCGCUUACUGGAGCGGCUACUUUACGACAAGACCUUAUAUGAAGAUCCUAGACCGCGAACUUGAGGCAAAUUUACGGUCUGCUGAAAUAUUGUACACGGUCGCGCUUAAUGUGGCACGACAAAGUGGCAACGAUAUUAAAUUAUACGAGACAUAUUUUGAGAAACUCGUAAAAGCUCGACGUAAUCUCGGGUUAUUUCAACAUCAUGACGCAAUAACCGGUACAUCUAAAUCAUUUGUUAUGAAGGACUAUGCAUUAAAAUUAUUUGAGUCUAUAUCAGACAUGACAAAUGUACAGAGUUUUGCGAUACAAUCCUUGACUGCAACCACAUCCAAAAGUAAUAUUAUUUACGUCUUGCCAGAAAGUGAUCGCGAUAGCUUUGAAAAACUUCCGAAAAAGAUACCGAUAAUAAUCAACGGCCGUGAAUCAAAGAAAGUCAUCUUGUUUAAUCCGUUAGCUCAGCCACGGCAAGAAGUUGUCAGCAUUAAAGUUAACUCUCAUAAAGUUCGCGUACUAGAUCCGUCGAAAAAUCCCGUUCCGUACCAGAUAGCGCCGGUUAUGAACGCAACAAGUAUAACCCACGACGUAUAUGUUUUACUAUUUGUAGUGGACCUAAAACCUCUGGCAAUAGCGACUUAUCAUGUUGAGCCAAUAGAUAAAGUGCCCACUGAAUCGCUGUCAACUGUCUACUGCAAUAGAUGCGGCAAAGACAAUAUAUUUCCUAUAAAAUCAAUGCCCUCAAGUGACAUACAGUUAGAAAAUCAUCGUAUGAAAUUGUUAAUUGACGGGCAAACUGGUUUGUUAAAACGUGUUACUAAAAAAUCAACCGGUAAAGUAACACAAUGUACAAUACAAUUUGCAGCAUAUGCAUCCGCUCAAUUUCACAGUGGAGCAUAUUUAUUCAUGCCGGAUCCAAAUUUACGUGAUACUGACAAAGAUAUUUUGGAAGCAUACACGCCGCAUCAAAAAAUUUACAUCAUAUCGAGUAGUUUGAGUUCACGGCUAACUGUCGAGUACGGAAAAUUAUUGACGCAUCAUAUAACAAUAUUUCAUCACGAUGGCCCGCUGGCAGAGGCCAUACACAUCAGAAAUGUUGUUGAUUUUGAAACUCCACCUAAAAAUCGUGAAACCGAAAUGUUUAUGCGAAUACAGACGGAUUUGGUGAAUGGUGAUCCUCCGGAGUUUUACACGGAUGUAAAUGGCCAUCAGAUGUUGAAGAGAACCAAAAUAGAACGAAUUGGAAUCGAGGGUAAUUAUUAUCCGAUAACGACAAUGGCUUAUAUUGAAGACAGUACUCAGAGAUUGACUUUGUUAGUAAACCACGCGCAAGGUGCAGCCAGUUAUCAGCCAGGAUGGCUUGAAGUUAUGCUGGAACGCAGAACUUUGUAUGAUGAUUCACGGGGAAUGGGGGAAGGUUUGCUAGAUAACCGUAAAACGGUAUUGAAAUACUGGUUACUACUUGAAGAUAUAACUGGUGAUAAAGACGAAUACUCAAAGCCUUCGUUGUUUGCGAAUCAUAUAAGUAACUUUCUUAAUUAUCCUAUAAAUAUAUUUAUUGUUGAUAAAACUGAAAGUGAUGUGAUUAUUAAGUCUGAAGUUCAGUUAAUAAGUAAAAGUUUACCGUGUGAUUUACACCUGCUUAAUUUAAGAACUAAUCAUGAUCAAAAGCUCCCACAUUUUCCGGUGAGCAGUGCACUGAUGGUGUUACACAGACAGGGUUACAGUUGUUCUGUUGGUGCAGACAUUACUUUAAAACAUUGUCCGCUGAGUGAUAAACCUCAUCCAGCAACUAAUUUUUAUAAAUUAAACCGCGCUAACAUAACGCGCAUGUCAUUGACGGGUACUUUUGUGAAAAAGUAUUUGAAGGAUGGCUUCAAAAGUAUUAAUCCAAUGCCGAUGGAAAUAGAAACUUACAAUGUACAUUUUUUACAGUGACCAGGUAGUUAGUAUUGAUAAUUUUUUUUUUUUAUUUAUAAUUAUUUAUUUGAAAAAAAUAAUUAUAGAAAAAAUUAUAUUGAGCGGUGGCGACAAUAUUUUAUUGACAAGUGAAAGCUUUUUCUGCUGAGGUAUAGAAUAAAUAUUUGAUUAAUUAGUCGAUAAAUUAAAAUUUUUAAUUGAUAUUUUAAUGACAGAUUGAGGAUUUCUUACUAUAAAUAAGAUUAUUUUAUUACUUUAUUGUAUCUCAAUAUUUCCAAUGACUUUGAAGUUCCAUUUUACCUCACAUAUAAAUUAUGACUUACGAUUUAUUAUUAAUUUGUUUAGCUAAAUGGUUUACAUUAAGAUUUCUUUUGAGUAUUAACUUUUUAUUUAUCUACGUAUGAAUAGCGCUCUCUCAUGUGCAUACGGAAAUAAUGGUAAUGAUAAUGAUAAUAAUAAUAAUAAUUAUAAUAUUAAUAAUAAUAAUGAGAUUAUGAUUAUUGUAAUAUUGUAAAAUUGGUUUAAUUUAUUUAUAAUAGUGACGACGUUCACAAUGUUCUUCCAAUUCUUGAGUGGAUGAGAAGGACCUUUUGUAAAGUGUAUUUUCAAAAGGAUAUAAUAUAUAAAUAUAUAAACAUAUACUAUAUUAUAUAUAAAAAUUGUAAAUAGUAGAACUAAUUGAAUGACAAAGAAUUUUUUUAUGACUGGAAAAAAUAUUAAUUUUUUUUGUGCAAUUUAUAUAUAAAUAUAUAUGAGUCAUAUUUUGAAUUAGUUGGAAAUUGUAAUGAAAAGAUGAGCAAUAAUUAUAAAUAAGUAAAUUAAUAAAUAUAAAUAUUUAAUGAAAUCGUUAAACCAAAAAAAAAAACGUUCUUUUUUUGAUAUUUUAGUAUUUAUAUUUUUUUGGUAUUUUACUGCAAAUUACGAUAUUCUGCGGUAAGUUACAAUAUUUUGCAGUAAACUACGGUAUUUUAUGGUACAAGUGCGGUAAUUUACUGCAAAUGUACAGUCACCUUGCGGUAUUUCGCCGUAAAGUGAAGUAUUUCACUGUGUUACGAUAAUAAUGCCAGGAAUUGCGGUAAAUUGCAGUAACUUACUAUAUUCUACUCAAAAUUUUCGAAUUUUUACCGCAAACUACUGUAAAAUACCGCAAAUUUGCCGCUGAGUAAUUGUGUAUAAAUCUAUAAAAAUAUAAAUUUUGAAAGGAAAAACGAACAAAACAUAAAAUAAUUUACUCAGUCUAAUAAAUUGAGCGUAAAAAAUCGAUAACAAAUCAUAAUAACGCCAAAGUAUUCAUGAUUUAAAUAUUGAGGUUAUAUAUGAUGUCAUAUAUUCAUAACCUCACAUACAUUCGAAAAUAUUCGGCAUAAUAGUUAAUUCAUAAGUAAUAUAUUUAUUAGACAUAAAUUUGAGCUGGUUUAAUUCAAAAUUAAUGAACAAAAAAAAAAUUGAUAUUUCUCAUCUUUUCAAUUUUCCAAAUAUUGAAUAAAUUUUUUUUGUGUUUUAUAUAAAAUCGUAGACGUGAUAAUCAAAUGAAAAAUUAUAUUGAUUGACAGUUGGUAUAACUGAAUUAUUGAGCAAACAAAUAUGACAUUGUUAUAUAAAUAACAUGGAUACAAUAAAAAUGAAAAUACAUAAAUAUAUAUGUAUAUAUUAAUGUGUAUAUGUAUUCAAUGAACACGGUAGCUGUAAAGUUAUCAAAGAUAUAGAUUCUUGACAUAAAAAUUCAUUGGAUCACUCGUUCGGUGUGUAAACGAGUAUAUUGUACAUGAAAAUAAUAAUAAAAAAUCUAAAACAAAAAUCAUAAAUGCAGCUCGUGAAAUACAUGAACUGAAACUAAAAAGUUAUCAACUAUUCAGUCGAGAGAUAGUGUGUGUAUACUGUCGGAUUGAACAUUGAUUUGAAUCACUGGUGAUGUAUUUUCACAAACUUUAUUAACAGGAUUUUAUUUACAUCACUCUUCUAUCGCACUUCACUAUCAAUUCAUGUUUAUAUUUAUUAUUAUUACCGCGACAAACUUUUCUUUUUAUCGUUAAAAAAAAAAAAAAUAAAAGAAUGAUAAAAUUGGCGCGAACGCUUUAAUCUAGAACAAUCUUUGUAAUAAUGUAAUGUAAAAAAAAUUUCUAUGCUCUUUAGAGAAAAAAGUAAAAGAAAAAGUAAAUAAUAAGUCUGAAAGAAAGAAUGAAUCAGAGAAAUAUAUUAAUAGUUAUAAAUUAUAUAGAAAUAUAUAAUGUAAA